UAUCCAAGGCACAAUUAUCUAGCAGGACCUCUAUGAUGUCAUGCAAUGGCUUAGAGCCCAAGACCUCAGGUCUCACCUCCCUGGGCCACCUGGGGUUCCUGCAGCAGCCACUGCCCGGCCCAAUCCCUCCCAUACUCCACCAUGUUGGUGGGUACCCCCCACCUGCUGACAUUGGAUGAAGCUGAUGCCACCUGGACCCUCAUCAAGGAUAAGGUCAUCGAGGAGCACUUUGGGCCCAAUGCAGUAGCAGUCCCUUUCCUGUCAGAUGCAGUCUGCUAUGACCUACUGGGUGUGCUGGUAAAACAGUCCCGCCCAGCCCAUACCCGCCUGGCUUUGCCAGGUCGGCAGGGUCGGAGGGCACUGAAACCAGUGGGGCCACUACCAAGCCUCCUGGAGCAGGCAGGAUCUGAGGGUGCCUUCGCCCACUGCACUCGGGAAUACUCACCAAAUGGCCAAGCAGAGAUAGCCUAUGAAGAGAUGCGAAUGUUGGAUGGGCAGCCAUGCAAGAUCCGCCUACAUAUGGGUGGCCUGCGCAAGAAGGUUGCCUUCCUGUUGCUGCCACCAGGGCAGGUGAGCCUACAGCAGACUCUUUCCUGGCUCCGAAGCACCCACAGCAUCUAUGUCAUCUACCAGGUCUUCUCUUGUUCCUGGCUGCAGCUGGGGCUGAUGCCUACAGCCCAUGAGCCCCAGCUCCUCCAGCUACAUCGGUCAUUACCUGUUGCCUUCUCCUGCCUCAAGUUUUCACUGCAGUCCAAGGGCGUGCUGGGACCACAGAAGCCUCUGACUAAAGACCCAUUGCUCCAUGGGGCCAACUGGGUCAGACCCAACCUCAGCAUCAUGCCACCUCUGGCCCCCACAUCAGCACCUGCUGAUACACCUGAAGCUGCUGAUGUGCCCCCACCUGUCCCAGCUCCACCUACACCACCUCCCCAGGAAGGGCCAGAGGGCAAACCCACCAGAUUCUCCUACAAGGGCCGAAACCCCUUCCGGAGGGGGCCCCAGAUACUGUCAGGGUCUAUCCUCAGAGUUCGACAGCGACGACUGAAGCUGAAGCAAAAGAUUCCGGGGGCAAAGCCCCCAAGAUCUGGCAUAGGGGUACUGGUCUCUAAUAAACAUCAGCUGCUGCUCCCCCAAACCAUCCUGGGCCCAUGCUGCUUAUUCCUUCUGGGAUCCAGAGAAGAGGGAAGAGUCCCUUCACCCUCUAAGGACAUAAGGGGUACCUUGAAACCUUGGCAGCAAUGUCCUCACCAAAGAGAAAAUACUCCUGACCACCUCCCCCACUAUAUACAACCUUUUCUGGGGCCCCAGCCCCACAGAAAAAGAAUGGGAAAGAAAAAUGAGCACAGAAUAGAGAUUUCCCUUUUAUACAUAUUGCAACAAGUUCUCCAUAAAACAUUCAUCUGAAAUAAAUUAAAAAGUCCUUUUGCCACUGCCU
Molecule: messenger RNA, 1435 nt
Organism: Macaca mulatta (Rhesus monkey)
Lineage: Eukaryota; Metazoa; Chordata; Mammalia; Primates; Cercopithecidae
Source: RefSeq, a predicted model, not a curated record